AUGGAGAAAGAGAAGGACUUGGUAGAGAAGGUUGACCUUCGGUUUGCGCUUGCAGAUACUGCCGAAAAGUUUCAAGCUGUACUGGAUACGUUUUUAGCGCCAUUGCUUUUGAAACUGGCGUCUCCACAUGAACCUGUACGUCAACAAGUGUUUGAGAGCAUCAAGAAUAUUUUGCAGAGAUUGGGUUCUCUACCUACUGUUAGGAUUCCAGUAUUACGUCUGGUAGAACAAGCGAAGAAGGCAGAUGGUCACAAUAACGUUGCAUUGUACUCAUUGCUCUUUGCAUCUAAGGGUGUGGACAGGCUCAAUGAUUCUCAAGAGAUCCAAGCGAUGAUACCGACUGUCAUGGGUGGAAUAUCACAGCUACCAGAGAUGUGUGCUGCGAGAAUGUUUAACCUGCUUUGCAGAUUACUACUGCUGUGGAAACCACCAAUGGUAUCUUCUCUAGAAGAAGACCAAGUAUCAAAAUUGCUUGCUCUCGAGGAUCCAAGGGAUUUAGAAUUUUUAAUGUUGAAAUUUACCAAAUUCUUUAUGAUGGUGCCAAAUAGUAAUACUAACAGUGGCAUCAUCCCCAGAGGAUACUCAUCCCCAGGGUUGUCCGCUGCGGAGAUCGAAUUUUUUACAUAUAAAGCUGGUGUUGCCUUUAACAAAGACCAACUAUUGAGAUACAAGACUGCUAUUUUCCAUUUUGUCACUAGGGGACUAAUUGUGUUUUCAAUGGAAGAGCAACUAAGAGAUCCCGAGAACGACCCCACCAAUGAUGAUCUCAAAGCAGUGUCAUUAGUGACUUUCUUAUGCGUAGUAUCUACAGAUAACUCUGACCUCGGAGAACUAGCAAUAACCAGAUUGAAAAGAGUACAUAUUCCAUACGAGAACGAGAGUUUUGUCAAUUUUAUGAUCUCCUUAUUUACAGGCGAUAAAAGUAAUGGCAUACCUCCUACUAGCUCUAAUAUCCAGGAAACUAUUUUUUCUAUCUUGAAUAGAAGUAUCUAUGCGACCACAAGUCCUGAAAAUGUCAAACUAAUCUGUGCCAUUUCAUUAAAUUCAACUAACCACAAACUGGCUUCUCUUUGUCUUUCCUUCAUCAGGCAUGUAGCCAAGAACAAUUAUGAUAGCUUAACAUUAAUAUCUAGUGCCAGCUCGGAAUCUGAUCAUUAUGGAAUCAACUUACCAUCUAUGAUCAGAAAUAACAUUCAAACGAACGGUUGGCCAAGGUUACAACUUGGACAGGGUCAACAAUUUAACUUGUCUAUUAAGCAAAGAGAACUUCAAUACGAGACCCUAGGUGACUUGUUAAAGAACGAUUUUGACCUUAUCAAGGAUAUAUCAUAUAUUGAGUUCCUGUUCACAUCACUUAAGAACGAUAUUCCUCAGUGUACAGCUAGUAUCCAACAUGCAUUGAACUCAGUAUUGCACCACUUGCCCCAACUUCAUUCAGAUAACAAGAAAAAGCUAAAGAAGCUACUACACUCGAUAUUAGCUGAUGACUAUUAUAAAAUCGAACUCAAAGAAAAUGGAAAACUUGGUACUGUAGAAGGUAAGGAAAGAGAGGAUGCAUUAAUGUCAGCCAGAUACAUGGCAAUAAAAUUUACUAACUCAGCAUUUUCUUUUGAUGACGAAGAAGCACGUAUGCUCAACAUAUUUGGUACAUCUACUGAAAACAGAUUAGACAUCACUGAGGAAGCUAAAAAGGGGCUGCAUCCUUAUUGGUUCAGAAUUAAUUAUUUCAAAUCUUUUAAAACAAGUGCUAAUGCUGUUGUGGAAAGUCUAGAUCAACAAUUAGGUAGCCAAAUAACAAAAACAAAACUACCUACCCUUAAAACGAUGUCAUCAUUGCUUCUUGAGGAAGUGCAUUUACUAAAAGAAGACAGAAAUUCCCAACGAGUUAUAGAUAAAUGCCUUAAUAAUGCUGUCAGUUUUCUCAGAAAUUGUUUAGUAGAAGAAGCGAUUCAAGGUAAGAAUACGAUAAUCGUCCAAGACCAAGAUUGGUUAGUUCGGAUCGAGGAAGCAAUAGUGUCAGAUAGCAAUGUAAUGGAGCUUGUAUCAGAAUAUAUUAGUGGCAUUCAUGAAAAGUACUUUGUUGACUUAUUAAGGUUAUUAUUAGAUGAAUUUACUGAGAGAGAUCACUCCGGAACACAAGUAUCAAUCGCAGCAGCCAAAAACCACAUAUAUCAAGAUUUUCUAUUACUGCUACUAAAAGCAUGCCAUUCAGAUGUAUUAAAGUAUAUCUAUGAUAAAGUUGAUAAUUUAUCAUACUUGGCAAUCAAUAUCACAACUUACCCUAAUACAGAAGUAAUCACUUCCUCGAGAGCUUUGGGAAUAAUUGGUUCAUCAUCUGAAGAAGUCUCUAAUUUACUAAUAGAAAAAUUUAAAUUGUCGAAUGACCUCACUGCUUCUAAACUAUCUCAUGAACAUUUAAAAAGUAUACUACCAAAUAUACUUAUUUUGUCACAUUUAUUACCGAGGUUAAGUAUGCGAGGCUAUAAAGAUGCGAACAUGACAGCCCAGUUACAUGCCACUCUUGACAUGCUAGAAAAUUUCUUUUCUGAAUCUAUCACAUUUGAAAGAAAAUUAGUAUUAUCCGCCACUGCUGAAAUAUUGAAGUAUGGCCUUUUAUGUAUUUUAGAUGCAAGUGAUACACAAUCCAAAAUCAAGAAACUACUUUUUUUAUUGGGAAAGAAAUACUUAAAUGAUGAGGAUUGCACAAGAGUACUUUCUUAUUUAUCGUUGUACACCUCCAGUGUUCCUGAAAUGGAGAACAUCGCUGACUUGUUAUGGAAAACCACAAACUCAAAAGAGAUCGAUUAUCUGUUCAGCGUGGGGGAAUGUAUAUCAAUUAUUGCCGGAGGUUGGCACUCUAAAAUUUUAUUGGAUGAUUUAGAUAUUUAUGAUCCUAAAUUGGUAACUCAAUUAAAACAGGACUUUAACGAUAGAUAUGCUGAGGAAGUUCUAAAAAAAGUAAUGACUCUUUGCACCAGUCCCAAUCCUACCCUGAAGAAGGCAGGAACCAUGUGGUUGCUAUCAUUGGUACAGUUUACUAGCAGCUCUCCAGUAAUAAUUGAGAAAUGUGCCGAAAUCCAUAGGUGCUUUGUGUCUGCUCUUAUUCAUAAAGAUGAAAUUGUGCAGGAGUCUGCAGCGCGUGGUCUUGCUCUGGUGUAUGAAUUAGGCUCUACAGACGUUAAGGAAGAUAUGAUUAAAGGUCUUUUCAAAUCAUUUACCUCUAAUGUUGAUGGACUUAAAAUAUCUUCAGGUUCCAUAUCAGAGUCCACUGAACUCUUUGACAAAGAUACACUAAAAACCACGGAUGGUUCUAUCAGCACAUAUAAGGACAUUUUAAGCUUGGCCUCUGAAGUCGGAGAUCCAUCGAUUGUUUAUCAAUUUAUGUCUCUAGCAAAAAAUUCAAUGUUAUGGUCUUCAAGAAAAGGUAUUGCUUUUAGUCUGGGUUCCAUUAUGUCCAAAGCAUCCCUUGAAAAAUAUUUAAUACAAAACAAGGACUUAGCGAACAAAUUAAUCCCAAAACUAUACAGGUACAAAUUCGACCCUUACACUGUAGUUGCUCAAUCUAUGAACGAUAUUUGGAACACACUAAUUGUCGAUUCAAAAUCUACUAUUGACCAAUAUUUUGACUCAAUUCUUUUAGAACUUUUGGAAGGUAUGGGUAACAAGGAAUGGCGUGUACGUGAAGCUAGUACCACAGCAUUGAUGGAUUUUGUGAGAUCUCAACCAGAGGAGAAAUUUUCGGGCAAAAUAUUAGACAUCUGGACAAUGGCUUUUCGAUCUAUGGAUGAUAUAAAAGAAAGUGUGAGAGAGGCAGGUACAAGGUUCACCACUGUACUUUCCAAAAUGUUGGUGAGAUCAAUAGACACUAGUAACAAUGUUAGUCCGGAGCAUUCAGAAGAGAUUCUAUCAAAUAUUUUACCAUUUUUAAUGGGAACCAAAGGUAUCAAUAGUGAUGCCGAAGACGUAAAAAAUUUCUCAUUGAAAUUGUUAUUAGAUCUUGUUAAAAACUCUCCUAAACCAUUAUCCAAGUUUGCCCCAGAAAUUAUAUACCAAUUCAUUACCCUGUUUUCUUCAUUAGAACCCCAAGUUGUUAAUUACCUGUCUCUAAAUGCCAAGAACUACAAUAUAGAUAUGAAAGAGAUAGAUAAUCAAAGGAAAAAUGGGAUAGCAGUUUCACCACUAUUUGAAGCUCUAACAAAACUAAUUGGAACAACAAAUGAAAAUCAAGUCAGCGAGGUUGUCGACGCUGUUAUCCGCGGCAUAAAAAAGUCCAUUGGUCUGCCAUCAAAAGUUGCGGCAGCUCAAGUUGUCAUUUUAAUUGUCAAACACUAUUCCUUAGCCAUCAAACAAUAUUCUGGGAAGCUAUUAAAACGUUGUGUAGAUAUGUUUGAAGAUAAGAAUGAGGCUGUUUCAAUUGCCUAUGCCCAAUCAUUUGGCUACAUAUAUAAAGUAAUAUCAGCAGAAAAAUCAUUGAAAUAUGCAAAGCAACUAAAGGUACUAUUCUUUUCAAAUUCUAUUGAUCAUAUCAAGAUUGUUGUUGCAGCUGCAAUAUUAUCUCUAUUUAGGAAUGCACCCAGUGAAUUUGCAGAAUUGGCAAGAGUUCUUACACCAGUCAUACUACUUGGGAAAAAUGACAUUGACCAGGCUACUGCUAAUGUAUUUAGCGAUCUUUGGACUGACACAGCAUCCUCUGGUGCAGGUACUACAAAAUUGUAUCUGGAUGAAAUCAUUGAUACUAUUAGAGACAAUAUUCAGUCAAAUGACUUUAGCACCAGAAGAUCUUGCGCCAAGACAAUAGCAGGCAUCUCGUUAAGCAUCGAUGAAAACACCCCUAGAAAAACAUUAUCAAAGAUUUUUGACGUCACUAUACAAUCCCUUUCUGGUAGGUCUUGGGAUGGUAAGGAGGAUAUUGUUAGUGCUUUAGUUUCAAUUUCCGAAAAAUGCACCACCUAUCUCAAUGGAAAUAAGGAACUAGCAACAAAGAUUGAGACAACAUUAUGCACUGAAAUAUCACGGAAUAAUAUCAGAUAUGUAAGAAGUAUAUCGAAGGAUUAUCUGCGGUUUGUGAGAAUUGUCCCUUCUGAUAAGCUUUACUGUUCCUUCAAUAAAGAGUUAUUAACAAAAUUGUUUGCAGAAAAUGAUGAAAAUGCAGCUACAGAAAUCAAAACUAAUCCAGAAGUUCAACUGCAGUCGAAUAAGCGAAUGAAAACGAGUAUCACUCAACACUUAUCUAAAGAUAAUAUCCAGGCUGUUGAUUUUAUGAUCCAGGUUUUACAUGAAAUGGCAAAGGAUUGUAUUCCCUAUAUGGAGAAUAAGUAUCCCUUGGAGUUCUUAAACAUGAUUUUGGAAUAUGCACAGCAUCUAACUCUUUCCCAUACAAUGAGUAAAACAUGGAGAGUCAGGGAAUCUGUUUGUCUAAUCAUUACUGAAUUAUGCAAAAAUUUCCCUCUUACGAUCAUCAAUCAGGAGAUUGAAGACAAGUUUAAAAGUAUUUGGAGUUCCAUAUUUAAUGAAAACAAAACUCAUGAAACUACAGAAAACGUAAAGAUAGAAACAAUUCGUUUAGGUGGAGAGAUGAUUAAAAAGUUUUCGAAGUUAUCAGAUCAGAUUCAAAGAGAUCUUUCAAUUUUUACAGAAGAGGAACUGUCUACCGCAAGGCUUGCCGUUGAGUUAAAAAACGUUGGCAUAUAA
Molecule: messenger RNA, 5691 nt
Organism: Nakaseomyces glabratus
Lineage: Eukaryota; Fungi; Ascomycota; Saccharomycetes; Saccharomycetales; Saccharomycetaceae
Gene: ECM29
Product: Ecm29p
Biological process (GO): proteasome assembly
Cellular component (GO): cytoplasm; nucleus
Molecular function (GO): molecular adaptor activity
Source: RefSeq, a predicted model, not a curated record